This is a messenger RNA of Cucurbita pepo subsp. pepo (vegetable marrow), 1574 nucleotides long. RefSeq names its product rubisco accumulation factor 1.1, chloroplastic-like. Lineage: Eukaryota; Viridiplantae; Streptophyta; Magnoliopsida; Cucurbitales; Cucurbitaceae. The record is from RefSeq and is a predicted model, not a curated record. Gene Ontology annotation, cellular component: chloroplast.
CUAAAAAUAUCUCCCACGUCUCUCCAUGAGAGCCCCAUACUUCCAAAAUGGGUAUCAGAUAAGAUUAUAAGCAGGCGCUCUUCAUCUCCUCUCCUCCCACCAUUGCCAUUUCCAUCCAUCCACACCAUGCUCUCCGCCACCGCCCCUGCCACCUCUCUCUCCGCGGCGGCUGCUCACACCACCACCACCACCACCACCUUCCUCCUCCAUACUCCCCCUCUCCGCCUCUUCCUCCGCCGCCCACCAAACCUCAUUUCCGCCUCUCUCAAUCCUUACCCUUCCCCUUCCCCCUUAGUCGCCAAGCCACAAGUCUACCAGCCAUUCCGCCCCCCUCCCUCUCCUCUUCCCUCUCAGUACCGCUCUCUCGACGCCGCCGGCAAGCUUGAUGUUCUCGCCAACCGCCUCGGUCUCUGGUUCGAGUACGCGCCGCUAAUUUCCUCCCUGAUUCAAGAGGGCUUCACUCCCCCAACCAUCGAAGAAAUCACUGGAAUCGGCGGAGUCCAGCAGAACACCCUCGUUGUUGGCGCUCAAGUUCGCGAAUCCCUUGUCCAGACAAUCAACGAUGCUGAUCCAGAUUUAAUUGCAGCUUUCGAUACCGGCGGCGCCGAAUUGCUCUAUGAAAUUCGGCUCCUCAACGCCGAGAAACGUGCGGCGGCGGCCAGAUAUAUAGUGGAUAACAGGCUGGAUGGGAAGGGUGCGCAAGAUCUGGCUCGAGCGAUGAAGGAUUUUCCUCGGCGAAGAGGGGAUAAAGGUUGGGAGAGUUUCAACUACGAUUAUCCUGGGGAUUGUUUAGCGUUUAUGCAUUACAGGUUGAGUAGAGAGUAUAGCAAUAUGUCGGAGGCGAGGACGUCGGCGUUGGAGGACGCGUUGAAAGUAGCGGUAACAGAGGAAGCGAGAAGUCUGAUUGUUAGGGAUUUGGAGAGGGAAGGGGAGGGGAAAGAUGAGGCGGAAGAGGAAAUCGAAGCCGGUGUCAAGGUUCCGGUGGUGCGGUUGAAGAUCGGGGAGGUAGCGGAGGCAACAACAGUGGUGGUGUUGCCUGUGUGCAAUGGGGAGGAAGGGGGAAAGGGUGUCGGAGAGGCGCCAAUGGAGGUGAGGAGUGAAGGGGAAUUCGGGGUUGUGGUGGUGGAGGAGGGGUGGAGAAGGUGGGUGGUUCUGCCGGGGUGGGAGCCGAUAGCAGGACUGGGGAAGGGAGGCGUGGUGGUGGCGUUCAAGGAUGCGAGGGCUCUGCCAUGGCGGGUGAAUAGGUGGUACAAGGAGGAGGCAAUUUUGGUGGUGGCUGAUCGGAGUAGGAAAGAGGUGGAGGCCGGAGAUGGGUUUUAUCUGACGGGAGCGACCGGGAACGACGGGGAGUUGAAGGUUCAGAGAGGAAGUGAAUUGAUGGAAAUGGGGUUGAAGGAGAGCUUAGGGACCGUGUUAUUGGUGGUUAGGCCACCAAAGGACAUGGACGAUGAUCAGUUGAGCGAUGAAGAUUGGGACUAAUUUUUCAUAUUUCAUUUUGGUUAUUCAUAUUGUUUUUGUUCCCACUCCUUUUAGCCCUUUAUUUUGUGGAGGAGUAUUAAGUUUUUGAUAUGAAA